Messenger RNA from Ostrea edulis (European flat oyster), 9758 nucleotides. RefSeq lists its product as uncharacterized. Gene Ontology annotation, biological process: detection of mechanical stimulus. Gene Ontology annotation, cellular component: membrane. NCBI's taxonomy places the organism in Eukaryota, Metazoa, Mollusca, Bivalvia, Ostreida, Ostreidae. Bases 110 to 8968 code for a protein of 2952 amino acids. The transcript is spliced from 26 exons. The record is from RefSeq and is a predicted model, not a curated record. Gene Ontology annotation, molecular function: protein binding; calcium channel activity; calcium ion binding.
UAAAUCUACUGAUGCAUUGAUCUUUUAAAAUGUUAUCUCGGCGGGUUUGUUUGUGUGACGACAACAGGCUUGCAAGCACCUUGUCUGCAGAGGACGUGAUGUUUGUUCCAUGAUGCAGAAGAUGCAGUCGCUGAAUUUCCCUGUGGAAGUGUUAUUUUUGUUUUUAACAUUAUUCUCAGUGAGAGGUAACACGAUAGAAAAUGGGACGGUUCACUUCACUGAACAAUUAUACGCUACCGGAGAUAAUGUAGAGUUCUGGGUGACCGCGGACAUUAACGAGACCAAUGUCAACGACUCCAUCACGGUCAUCAUAUAUUUUGGUGAUGGAGAUUCUUGCGAAUCUGUUGACAAGACAGCAUCUGGUCUGAAAAAUCUUAGUUCAACAUGUCUGUGCAAUCAUUCCUACGAGUUACAAGGAAACUUUUCUGUGUAUGCUCGUCUGGAAUACAACGGCCAUACUUACAACACUUCCGGUCAAAUUAUUUAUAUUUGGAACACAGUUAAUGCGUUUAGAGGUAACACGAUAGAAAAUGGGACGGUUCACUUCACUGAACAAUUAUACGCUACCGGAGAUAAUGUAGAGUUCUGGGUGACCGCGGACAUUAACGAGACCAAUGUCAACGACUCCAUCACGGUCACCAUAUAUUUUGGUGACGGAGAUUCCUGCGAAUCUGUUGACAAGACAUCAGCUGAUCUGAAAAAUCUUAGUUCAACUUUUUUGUGCAAUCAUUCCUACGAGUUACAAGGAAACUUCUCAGUGUAUGCUCGUCUGGAAUACAACGGCCAUACUUACAACACUUCCGGUCAAAUUAUUUAUAUCUGGAACGUGUUUAGAGGCAACAGGAUAGAAAAUGGGACGGUUCACUUCAAUGAAGAAUUAUAUACUACGGAAGCGAACGUGGAGUUUCGAGUAACAGCGGACAUUAUCGAGACCAAUGUCAACGACUCCAUCACGGUCACCAUAUAUUUUGGUGAUGGAGAUUCUUGCGAAUCCUUUGACAAGACAUCAUCUAAUAUGAAAAAUCUUAGUUCAACAUGUCUGUGCAAUCAUACCUACAAGCUGCAAGGAAACUUUUCAGUAUAUGCCUAUCUGGAAUACAACGGCCAUACUUACAACACUUCCAGUCAAAUUAUUUAUAUUUGGAACACAGUCAAUGUCGAAAUUGAUUCGAAAGAUAUUGCUGGAGUAGAACAAAUAAUUCAGUUUAACCUGGUGCCAGUUCCUUCGUGGGAUAUAUUCUAUAUCAUAGACUUUGGAGACAAUGAAAAUUUAACACAUCUGUCAAAAUCAUUCCAAGAGUCCUACAGGUCAAUUCCCAUUGAACAUGCAUACUCAGCUCCCGGGGUUUAUAAUGUAACACUGAACGCCUGGAACACAGUGUAUAGGAAAUUUCAUUACAAAAUUGUCAGAGUGGAAUACCCGAUUCCUAAUAAUAGUUUAUCCAUUUCUCCCAUGUCUGAUAAUAUUCCAUUUCCUACUGGAAAAACUGAACUGACAUUAACAUACUUGGGAAAUCCGGAUCCCACAAAUGUUCGUUGCAUCUUUCAGUAUGGGGAUGAAGAAGAAAUGCAUCCUGCAAAUCUCACGAACGCUAAACCAAUUCAGAAGGUUCACUUUUACAAGUCUAUAGGAACUAAGAACGUAAAUUUUACGUGUACCAAUGACUUAACUGUGCAGAGUGUGCAUGCAGUUAUGAAUGUAUUGCCAUACACAUUAAAUGAAUUUGAUUUUCAGUAUUCGAAUCCAAGACGCAUGAGCAUGACCUUGGAACCAGUAGAACCGACAGAUAAUUACCGCCAUUAUUACAAGUCUAUUUCAGUGCCUGUUCAAGUAACAUUUACCAUUGUCUUAACGAAGUUCAAACGAAUCCCUCCUGGUAUAAACGUCACGUGGAAUUUUGAUGAUGGGACACCCAAUGACGUUUUUCUACUUAAAUCAAAAAAGAAGAUUCAUACAUUUUUCAGCGAACGCAGAACAUAUGAUAUGGUCAUAAAAAUGGAAUCUAGUUUCGCCAAACACACAUUUUAUCGUAGUAUAACAUUAGGUGUGAUUGACUUCGGAUGUAGUCCGAAGAAGUUUGACUUACGGCAAGUAAGCACGAAUUGUGAUGUUAAAGGGAUAAUCGGAACUCCUACAUACAAGUUUUCUUCAGAUUCCACUUUUUCGACAUCAGAAAAAAGUAACCUUUAUGUCAAUGAAAACAUGAAUGGCUCGAGAUAUGCUGUGAAUUAUCAGAAGUAUGGCUUCUACAUUCCAAAAGUCGAGUAUGAUGGAGAAACGGUCUACCUGAGUCAGCCUCUGAUUGCCGACUAUGAGCUAGACGAUGCCCUGUUUCUUGAUAUUCAACCAAAACAGAUUUCUCUUCCACCAUGGAAGGUUACAUUCAAAGUACGAACGAAUUCAGCGAGACCAUACACAUUUUGCAGUAUGAAGCUGGGGGAUGCAGUAGAUCGCAAGUUUGUUUACAACAAAACACAGAAUAUAACAGACACAGCACCGAUAGUGUUUUCCUAUUCGUACACUAGUCUUGGAACACAUACUGUGGAUGUUACAUGCUCGAAUUACAUUUCAAGAAAACCAAUGACUGAUAAAGUGAUCGUUAUGAAUUCUUGUUUUGAUUCUAAAGGAAUUUUUGAUCGCAAUCAUUCUAUACCAACACAUCCUAUGAGAGUCUACACAUCGAAGAACUUGUAUAUUUCAAGCAGGAUGAAUAUUUUUUGUGAAAAUGAAAAUCCUAAUUUCCAGUGGCAUAUAUAUCAGGCAAAUAGCACUGGCAAAACAAAUAUAUAUAUUCCUUAUGAAAAUCCUCGAAAGGAAGGACAGGGUACACUGUUGAUAAAAAGAAACACCCUGUCAGAGGGGCUGUUUUAUUUGUUGCUUAAUGUGUCUCUCAGUAUCACGUGGAUAUCGGAAUAUACGUAUCUUCGUUUCUUCACACCUCUCCCUUAUGCUUACAUAGUCGGUGGUAAUUACGUAAUAGGACCAACAGAUCUCAAAUUCGACGCUCUAUCGGAAUCUCAUGUGGCAAACGGGGAGUUUGGAGAUAACGAAAACUUAACCUUUUCAUGGAGUUGCAAAAGAGUUCAUCAUACGAAUUUUAAGGAGCACGAAAUACUUCUCGAUGAAACACCAACAGGCGUGUGUUAUGUGAAGGAAGUAGCACGUGGGAUUGGCCAAUUGAAUUCUCCCGUAUUAAAUAGUUCUGAAUACGCCGUUACAGUUACCGUUUCUGAAGGGUCGUCUCUAAAGAACUUUACACAGAUUGUAGCAAUCAAUAAUGGACCAGCAAAGCUACAGAUCAAUUGCAGUCUAAAUUGUGGUAAUAAGGUUGUUGUAACUUCUAAACUGGCUUUGGUGGCGUGGUGCGGAUCUUGUCAACAGAAACAGAAUGUUUCGUAUUUUUGGCAGUUGUGGAAAGACGAAAGUAAAACAGGCCGAUUCCAGCCAUGGGAAACAUUUUCAGGCACUGACCAACAAAGCCUUGUUCUCCCUGAACUUCUCUUAACGCCUGGCAGCAGAUAUCUUGCGACUGUAUUCAUUACGGUGGGUAAUGCGACGGAAUUAAAAGGAAAAGUCUACCGGAAGUUGGACACUAAUAGAGCACCUGUUGGAGGUUCCUGUUCCGUCACGAAAAGAGCAGAUACAUCAUUCGCCCUUUUAAGCGUAAGUUGUUUAGACUGGACAGACCCGGAAGGAGAUACAGAGGCAUUCAUAUACCUUUACGAAACAGUCACAAGAAGAAGUUUAUCACAUGGACCAAAAGACAUCGUCAGUUUUGUGUAUGAAGGAAGUGAAAGCAGCAUUUUGGAUGCUCCCAUUCAGGCUGGAGAUCCAGCUUAUGAUUACCUGGUGACAGUGAGAGUGCGGAUUUUUGAUAUUUACGGAGAUUACGGGACAUUUUCUAUGGAGAUAACAGUAGAACCACCCUUUCAGCCUAGAGAUGUAAACGAUGUAUCGACAAUUGAGUCUUCUUUUAGUACUUUCGAUACAACGUUCAACCAUUACAAUAUAUCGGGGAAUGAGAUGCGAACGUUGAAUUUAAUAGGAGCUGUUGCAUCCGGCUUCAAACAAUUUCCCUAUAAAGACAGAACAACAACAGAAAAAGAAGUGGAAGCAGGUAUUGAGUCCAUAAUAAUCGACAACUCUGGGGGAGGUCCAGUGUUUCUUAAUUAUCAACAGAAAGUCGUGAAACUGCUAAAGCUAAUGAAGAGAAUCGUCACCCCAGGUUGUGUAAAUUCCAUCGACAGAUUCAGAUUAGCAGAUAUGCAACAAAUAUUUAGCGUUUUAGAUGCCCUGACACGCUACCAGCCAUACUUGCUAUUGGAAGCAGUGAACAUAACCUCUGAUAUCAUGGAUACUGUGGUUGACUGUUUGGAAUAUGGAAGUCGAGGACGCCCUCUAUCGACACGCUCUGUUGACAGUAUAACAGCUAUCUCUCAUGUUUUUCAUCGUGUUUUGGACAAUGUUUUGAACAAAAUGUUACCCCAAGCUCUGCAGGACUUCACUGGGGAUCUCUUAGAGGAAGAUAUAAAAGCGGAAAUCAUCAAAAGAAUCAGACGCUAUCUACAAGAAACCAAUCUUUUACGACAAAAUCAAGGCAAUGUGACGUUAGACUACCGACUGAUAGACACCCAAACCGGGUUCCUUUAUAAAAUACGAUCUCAUUGGCGAAAAGAGCAGAUUCAACAAAGGACAAUAGCAGAAAAGUACGUCCCGAUCAUUAAAAGGAUCCUUUCUGUGUUAAUAAACGUCCUGAAGAAGAUUAUUGUUACUGGAGAAAAACUUUACUUGAAUGGUCUACACGUUUUGGAGAUAAUGAUAAGGAAGUUUUCCUUUGACGAUCUCUCACAUAUGACGGAUGAGUUCUUUUCUGACGUACACAGAAUAAAUGAAUCGGACAACCAUGAUCCCUUCAUAGCAAUAGCGGUUUCUAAUUUCCGGAAGAACCCCUACAUAUAUGGCGAAAAUGCGUCGAUGGUGACCUCAUCUGUCCCAGUUGUGGAAAUCCCUCCGACUUUAUGGGUGGACUCAAAGGUUCCUAAUGUGGGCGAUCCGCAAUUCAAAAAAUACAUCCCACUGAUAAACCCCCGAUACUCGGAACAAAUGAUUUAUUUUACUUUUGACGUUGUAAAUGAUGGGGACGCAGGGCUGAUAUACCUAAAACCCGAUGGAUUUGAUUUGUCCAGCGAGAAUGUGCUCUUAUAUUCAUUCUAUUUUAGUUCUGCAACUUUUCCAACAUCAGAUGUGCAUGAUUAUAAAAAGGUAUUGAAAGUGAGAGAUUGGACUAGAUAUGGAUUCAAAGUCUUCCUGCCGGGGGGUAUAUGUGGAAAAGGACUGUGCUAUCUCGGCAUAAAACCUCUCAAAGCUCCUGAUCCCGACGAUUUCUCGGGAUCCAGAAAGAGACGAGCAGCAGACCCUCUUCCAACGACGGGACCCCUUGAAAACGCGGGCGGAAAUGGAAAUGCUUCGGAUUUUAUUCCAGUAGAAGCAAACUUUAGUGUUAUAUUCACAACCACUGGAUGUCGGACGUGGGACAACAACAACAACUCCUGGACAAUGGAUGGGUGCCAGGUGUUGCCAAUGAGCGAUCUGAAUGACACUGUUUGUCGAUGUGUUGGGGACACGUUCUCGUCUUCAUUCUAUGUACCACCCAAUGUCAUCAAUUUCCUUACCGUGUGGGGUAAAUUUGAUGCUUCCAACGCCUCCGUAUAUGGAACGCUAAUAGGCGUCUUCGUUUCGUAUAUGAUACUAGUUAUUAUACUUCGGAAACAGGACAAAAAAGAUGUAGAUAGGUGGGCAGUUGCUUUUCUCAGCGACCACAACAAAGCACAUUGCUAUUUCUAUUUGAUAACUGUGUAUACCGGAUUGCGGAGAGGAGCCGGCACCAAAUCUAACGUAUAUUUUGUACUUACUGGUGAUUAUAGUGACACAGGGAUUCGUGUCUUGAAUGACGGAAUAAAAGAGGGAUUUUCAACUUCAAGCGUGAACUCCUUUUUCUUUGGAACAAGUGAACCCCUGGGAGAAUUGAAAUACAUCCGAGUUUGGCACGACAACUCGGGUCCAUCUGGUCUCAAAAGUUGGUUUUUGAACAAGAUUACGAUCGACGACUUACAAACGAAAGAAAGGUAUCCGUUCCAUUGUAACAAAUGGUUGGCUGUCGAUCAAGACGACUGCAUGUUGGAUCGGAUCAUUCCUGUUUCAACACCAGAUACUGCUUCCUUUAACACUCGACUUUCCGACGAAACCCAAACCCAAGUGACAGAGCAUCACCUGUGGUUGUCGCUACUCAUGCGUCCUCAACCAAGCAAAUUCACGCGAGUUCAACGAUUGUCAUGCUUAUUGGCGCUAUUGUGUCUUAUCAUGAUUUCAAAUGCUAUGUUUUUUCAAUCAUCCGAAGAAAUCGAAAAUGUUGAUCAAGUGACCCUUGGAAUAUUUAGAUUUUCAUUUGCCUCGUUUUAUGUUUCUUGCAUUGGAAUCUUGAUCUCUACUCCACCAAUCAUUUUUGCAGCCUUUGUUUUUAGACAUAUAAGCAGCAAUAAAUUGGCCGCAUACAGCAUCGGUAAUUCAAAGAACAGUGCGAAGGAACAUAGCAACCAAUCCAUUGGUUCUACCUCUCAAAUCGAUGGCGGGGUUUUUAAUGAAAAACGGGACAAACUACCCCACUGGGUGUACUAUUUAGCAUGGAUCGUUGUUGGUCUGGCUAUCGUUUCGUCAAGUUUUUUCCUUGUUCUGUAUAGUAUGGAAUGGGGCAAAGCUAAAUCAGAAGAAUGGCUUUCGUCUUUUGCUUUUUCUUUUCUGGAAUCGUUAAUAGUUGUCGAUCCUGUAAAGGUGAUAUUUUUAGCCAUGAUUUUGACAACAAUUUUGAAAAAUGUGAUGCAAGAAGACACACCCACAGUAGACCUUACAAAAUUGCGGUCAAUGGCUGUACAGAAUGGCGUGAAUCAAGAAACAAGACUUUCAGAUUUAACGAACUACGUUUUACCAGAACAUGAUAUAUUUUCCAAAGAGGAAAUAAACGAUUUGAGGAAAAAAUGUCGAGAGGAAUCCCAAGCUAAAACGGCGCUGAGGAAUCUGAUCUUGUUCAUAAUAUACAUCAUCGCAAUAUAUGGAAUCAGCUUUAUGCAGCGGGACCAACGAUCUUUCAACAUGAAGCAAAGCCUUGACAGUUAUUUACUCUCAGCGAAUAAAGGAUUUUUUGCUUUAAAAGGCAGAAAUGACUUCUUUAAUUGGAUGAAAGAAGCAUUUAUUCCAAUAUAUUAUCCCAAUGAAAGCUAUGCACAUGAGCCCUUGUCAGUUUUGGACAGGCAGUGGUUUAAGGAUAUGGCGAGUAUCCGUGUUGGACCAGCACGUUUACGCCAAGUUAGAAUGAAACAUGGGACGUGUAUUUAUACCGACAUUGCAUGGGCUUACCCUUGUGUGAACACCUACUCUGAAACGGAUGAGGAUCAAAGUUCGUAUUGUCUGGGUUGGAAUCCUUACGAUGAAACAAUUUGCGGAAGUGAAGGGUACAAAAGUAGGUACUACACGGCCGAUGCGUGGCAAUACAUAGACGCCAGCGACAUCUGGGGAUUCUCAAGAAUGGGCGAGUACAAUGCAUACAGCGGAGGGGGGUAUAUUCUAAAGUUUGUGAAAAACAGAGAUAAUGCCUACUUACUACUAGAGGAGCUAGUUCAAAACGAUUGGAUCAAUAGAAACACACGUGCAGUUUUUCUGGAGUUUACAAUAUACAACCCUAACGUGAAUCUGUUUGUAUAUGCCGUGUUCCUGGUGGAAUUUUCGGAGAUCGGAAGCUCUUUCACAUGGACCGAUACACAAGCCUUUAAACCUGUUCUGCGAUUAUCGUCACUGAACUUCAGCCUUGUUGUGUAUUAUAUGAUCUUUCUGUUUUAUUACAUUUUUCUGCUUUUCAAAAUACUUUGGCACUUUAAAAAGGAGGGUUUUCUGAGGUUUGUGAGAGAACCUUGGAAUGCCGUGGACUGUAUGUGCACUCUGUUCGCCUGCUCCUGUCUGGUGACGUUUGUACUAAGGAUGAAGUACACCAACAAGGCAAUGGACAUGUUUUAUGAGGACAAACUUUCUGGUGCCAACCGUUUCAUAAACUAUGGACAUAUUGUCAUGUGGGAUAAUGUGUUCAAUGUAUUAUUCGCUAUUGUUUUAUUUGUAUCUACCAUACAAAUCUUGAAAAUAUUAGGAUACAACAAAAGAUUCACGGAAGUCAUAGCUGUUCUGACUAAAGCCGGACGGGAUCUAUUUGCAUUUGGUAUCGUCUUUGUGAUAAUAUUCGUUGCAUUCGUAUUAUGUGCAUACCUUCUUUUCGGCUCAAAAUUAGAAGCUUAUAAGUCUAUAUAUGACACAUGUGGGACUCUGGCUAACACAUUCAUUGGUAGAAAUAAGCUCGAUCCCGUGGUUGUUGCUGCACCUUUAGCCGCCCAGUUCUUUUACACAACGUACGUUCUGUUUGUGAUCAUGAUCAUGCUGACGAUAUUCAUGUCAAUCCUGAACACAAGCAUCUCAGCCGUCAGAGCGGAGACAGCCGAGACUGCUGCCGCUACAGGAAUGGUACAGAUUGUAAAGAAGUCGUUCAGAAACUUUCUAAAUCUUUUCUACAAACCAAGGAAUAAUAAAGAAACGAAAGAGAGAUGUGCACAACGAACAAAUGAAGAAAUCAAUGCUGCAAACGUCAUGGGGCUGAUUCGAGACAUAGUGACAGUGUACGGAAAUACUGGAUCAAAACAUGUGAAAAGAAAAUACGCCCAAGACGAAGAUCAGCGCUCAUUGCUGUUAAAUGACACACCAAUCCCUUCCUUCAAAUUGGAUCCGCCCAUGGAUGACGUAUUUAUUGAAAAGUAUAUUGUUGAAGACCAGCAAGAAUCGCCUGGAGUCAAUAUGGACUCAAACGAGACUUGUCAUAGUAUUUCGCGAUUGUCCAGCAUAUCAGCGUCAAAUGUGGACCUGUUCUACAUGUAGGCGAUAAGGGCAAAACAACAGCCAACAGACAAAUAAAGUUGAACAUAAUAUGAAAUUCUGAAUGCAAAGAGUAUGUUUUAAUUGAUGGGGAAUUUGAUAGUUUGAUUUCAGUAACCUCUCACUCCGUCCUAUCAGGAAAGUCCAAGGUUACUGUAUAUCCCAGCGUGUAUCAGGAUAGCUGGUGUUUCGGGUAGUUUAAUUGUUAUAUUUACGCACAAAAGACUAUACAACAUAUAGCAAAGUGUGUUAAUACUUAUUUUAAACAUUUUACUCGUUGUUUCACAGAGUUUAAUUCAUCAAGUUUGCCAUUUAAUGCAUCUUCACACACAAUAUCAAAAGAACGUAUUUUGGUUUUAUACUUCUAAUCAAUGCCACCAACGUUAAAGAUAUUAAAUUUUAAAUAGUAGUCCUGUUUCAAAUGGAAUGAUGGAAUUUAUUAAUUUAUGCUACAUUGAUUUUAGGAUUACGAUGUUUACUCUUACAGGGCACCGUUUGAGAAUGUUAUAAAUGAUACAUUUAUUCACAAUAUAUGAAGUUUCACAAUUUAUUGGAAUAUGGUAUUAAUCAUGCAAGAGUUUGAAAAAACAACGGCGUUAAAAUACAGCACUCGUUAGAAAUAAUACCCAAAUAUAGCAUAAAGUGCACACUUCACAUUGUUAUUGAAUAUCUCUUUAUCUUUUUAUGAUAGUUUAAAUAUCAAACUUUUAAUAAUUCAUUUGUUUUGAUGUUAACGAUUGGCGUUAUAUUGAUAGCACCAAGAAUCCUUUCAAUAAUAAAUGACGAUAUAUUA